This is a messenger RNA of Arabidopsis arenosa, 4066 nucleotides long. Lineage: Eukaryota; Viridiplantae; Streptophyta; Magnoliopsida; Brassicales; Brassicaceae. The record is from the annotation of a GenBank genome assembly.
UAUUCGCUCAACUUCUUUUAAAACUUCUUUCAUUGAUCAAGUGCAGAAAUAUUUCUAAACCUCCUGCGUGCAACAUGCCUUUCCCCGCAACCCCUCCAGCCGAGAUGUACCUUGCAAUACAAUUGCCAAACCCGAUUAGCAUCCUCGUAAACUACCUUCUAGUGAGCCAGACUCCCAUCGAGAAACUCCGUCACUUGGUCAACGCAAGCGACGUCAACGCCAUAGUGAUGGACGAGUUCAUGACUUGGCCGCACUUCGUUCAGCCAGAUUCUCCCUUCCAUGCCUACUUCAGCCUCUUCCUGGAUAGGGGUGCGAUCCCGGCGAUAUACCUUGAAGGUCUCCGGCAGGCCAACAACUUCCUAACCGUCGCCCACGGCCUAACACUACUCAACUCCGUCGCACCAUCCGAUCCGUAUGCCUGUUUCGCGAAUGGGUUGUUCCUUACCUGUACUGAGGUGGAGAUGUUCACUUCGCCACCUUGUAGAAGAAUUGAGAAUGUAGUUUGCCUGCAAAGAUUGUCACAUCGUGGAACGAUAACAAUCCGGGAAGAAGGUUGUCGGUUGUUUAAGAAGCAUAGGAUUGAUCACUUCGACUAUUUUGAGUGGUUCAAUGAAGGAGUGGUGGAUGGAUGGCCAAAAGAAGCAUUGAUUCGAGCUCGAGAUCAAAUUGGUGAGAAAGAUAAAGUCAUCAAUCAACUAACUACCCAAUUAAUGGAACUUCGUUUGGAAUUGGAGAAGCAUGAAGUGGAGAUCUCAUCUGAAGGUAGUGAGGAUGAGAACAAUUUUGUGACUGAUCACAACGACUAUUUUGAGUGGUUCGAUAAAGGAGUGGUGGAUGGAUGGCCAAAAGAAACAUUGAUUCGAGCUCGAAAUGAAAUUCGUGAGAAAGAUAAAGUCAUCAAUCAACUAACUACUCAAUUAAUGGAACUUCGUUUGGAAUUGGAGAAGCAUGAAGUGGACAUCUCAUCUGAAGGUAGUGAGGAUGAGAACAAGUCUGUGGAAUCCGACCAUAAGAGUAGGACUGAUCACAGCGACUAUUUAGAGUGGUUCGAUAAAGGAGUGGUGGAUGGAUGGCCUAAAGAAACAUUGAUUCGCGCUCGAGAUGAAAUUCGUGAGAAAGAUAAAGUCAUCAAUCAACUAACUACUCAGUUAAUGGAACUUCGUUUGGAAUUGGAGAAGCAUGAAGUGGAGAUCUCAUCUGAAGGAAGUGAGGAUGAGAACAAGUCUGUGGAAUCCGACCAUAAGCGUAGGAAUGAUCACAACGACUAUUUUGAGUGGUUCGAUAAAGGGGUGGUGGAUGGAUGGCCAAAAGAAACAUUGAUUCGAGCUCGAGAUGAAAUUCGUGAGAAAGAUAAAAUCAUCAAUAACCUAACUACUCAUUUAAUGGAACUUCGUUUGGAAUUGGAGAAGCAUGAAGUGGAGAUCUCAUCUGAAGGUAGUGAGGAUGAGAACAAUUCUGUGACUGAUCACAUCGACUAUUUUGGGUGGUUCGAUAAAGGAGUGGUGGAUGGUUGGCCAAAAGAAACAUUGAUUCGAGCUCGAGAUGAAAUUCGUGAGAAAGAUAAAGUCAUCAUACAACUAACUACUCAGUUAAUGGAACUUCGUUUGAAAUUGGAGAAGCAUGAAGUGGAGAUCUCAUCUGAAGGUAGUGAGGAUGAGAACAAUUCUGUGACUGAUCACAGCGACUAUUUUGAGUGGUUCGAUAAAGGAGUGGUGGAUGGAUGGCCAAAAGAAACAUUGAUUCGAGCUCGAGAUGAAAUUCGUGAGAAAGAUAAAGUCAUCAAUCAUUUAACUACUCAGUUAAUGGAACUUCGUUUGGAAUUGGAGAAGCAUGAAGUGGAGAUCUCAUCUGAAGGUAGUGAGGAUGAGAACAAUUCUGUGACUGAUCACAGCGACUAUUUUGAGUGGUUCGAUAGAAAAGGGGUGGAUGGAUGGCCAAAAGAAACAUUGAUUCGAGCUCGAGAUGAAAUUCGUGAGAAAUAUAAAGUCAUCAAUCAACUAACUACUCAAUUAAUGGAACUUCGUUUGGAAUUGGAGAAGCAUGAAGUGGAGAUCUCAUCUGAAGGUAGUGAGGAUGAGAACAAUUCUGUGGAAUCCGACCAUAAGCGUAGGACUGAUCACAACGACUAUUUUGAGUGGUUCGAUAAAGGAGUGGUAGAUGGAUGGCCAAAAGAAACAUUGACUCGAGCUCGAAAUGAAAUUCGUGAGAAAGAUAAAGUCAUCAAUCAUUUAACUACUCAGUUAAUGGAACUUCGUUUGGAAUUGGAGAAGCAUGAAGUGGAGAUCUCAUCUGAAGGUAGUGAGGAUGAGAACAAUUCUGUGACUGAUCACAACGACUAUUUAGAGUGGUUCGAUAAAAAAGGGGUGGAUGGAUGGCCAAAAGAAACAUUGAUUCGAGCUCGAGAUGAAAUUCGUGAGAAAGAUAAAGUCAUCAUUCAACUAACUACUCAAUUAAUGGAACUUCGUUUGGAAUUGAAGAAGCAUGAAGUGGAGAUCUCAUCUGAAGGAGUGGUGGAUGGUUGGCCAAAAGAAACAUUGAUUCGAGCUCGAGAUGAAAUUCGUGAGAAAGAUAAAGUCAUCAUACAACUAACUACUCAGUUAAUGGAACUUCGUUUGAUAUUGGAGAAGCAUGAAGUGGAGAUCUCAUCUGAAGGUAGUGAGGAUGAGAACAAUUCUGUGACUGAUCACAGCGACUAUUUUGAGUGGUUCGAUAAAAAAGGGGUGGAUGGAUGGCCAAAAGAAACAUUGAUUCGAGCUCGAGAUGAAAUUCGUGAGAAAGAUAAAGUCAUCAAUCAACUAACUACUCAAUUAAUGGAACUUUGUUUGGAAUUGGAGAAGCAUGAAGUGGAGAUCUCAUCUGAAGGUAGUGAGGAUGAGAAGAAUUCUGUGGAAUCCGACCAUAAGCGUAGGACUGAUCACAACGACUAUUUUGAGUGGUUCGAUAAAGGAGUGGUGGAUGGAUGGCCAAAAGAAACAUUGAUUCGAGCUCGAGAUGAAAUUCGUGAGAAAGAUAAAGUCAUCAAUCAUUUAACUACUCAGUUAAUGGAACUUCGUUUGGAAUUGGAGAAGCAUGAAGUGGAGAUCUCAUCUGAAGGUAGUGAGGAUGAGAACAAUUCUGUGACUGAUCACAACGACUAUUUAGAGUGGUUCGAUAAAAAAGGGGUGGAUGGAUGGCCAAAAGAAACAUUGAUUCGAGCUCGAGAUGAAAUUCGUGAGAAAGAUAAAGUCAUCAAUCAACUAACUACUCAAUUAAUGGAACUUCGUUUGGAAUUGGAGAAGCAUGAAGUGGAGAUCUCAUCUGAAGGUAGUGAGGAUGAGAAGAAUUUUGUGGAAUCCGACCAUAAGCGUAGGACUGAUCACAACGACUAUUUUGAGUGGUUCGAUAAAGGAGUGGUGGAUGGAUGGCCAAAAGAAACAUUGAUUCGAGCUCGAAAUGAAAUUCGUGAGAAAGAUAAAGUCAUCAAUCAUUUAACUACUCAGUUAAUGGAACUUCGUUUGGAAUUGGAGAAGCAUGAAGUGGAGAUCUCAUCUGAAGGUAGUGAGGAUGAGAACAAUUCUGUGACUGAUCACAACGACUAUUUUGAGUGGUUCGAUAAAGGAGUGGUGGAUGGAUGGCCAAAAGAAACAUUGAUUCGAGCUCGAAAUGAAAUUCGUGAGAAAGAUAAAGUCAUCAAUCAUUUAACUACUCAGUUAAUGGAACUUCGUUUGGAAUUGGAGAAGCAUGAAGUGGAGAUCUCAUCUGAAGGUAGUGAGGAUGAGAACAAUUCUGUGACUGAUCACAACGACUAUUUAGAGUGGUUCGAUAAAAAAGGGGUGGAUGGAUGGCCAAAAGAAACAUUGAUUCGAGCUCGAGAUGAAAUUCGUGAGAAAGAUAAAGUCAUCAAUCAACUAACUACUCAAUUAAUGGAACUUCGUUUGGAAUUGGAGAAGCAUGAAGUGGAGAUCUCAUCUGAAGGUAGUGAGGAUGAGAAGAAUUCUGUGGAAUCCGACCAUAAGGUUGGAUGGAUGAAAAAGAUUUUGGGAAAGAUGUCUAUCUCCAAUGCAUAGGAAGGUGUGAAAUGCAUCUG